This is a messenger RNA of Arvicanthis niloticus (Nile rat), 1457 nucleotides long. Lineage: Eukaryota; Metazoa; Chordata; Mammalia; Rodentia; Muridae. The record is from RefSeq and is a predicted model, not a curated record.
GAGACAGCUGAGAUCCCGCACCCAACUGUGUCCGUGGGAGCUCCAUCAUGAUUCCACAAGUAGUGACCAAUGAGACUGUCACAGUCAUCUCACCAAAUGGAAUCAGCUUUCCACAAACAGACAAACCCCAGCCUACCCAACAGAAGAAAGACAGCCUGAAGAAACAUCUAAAGGCAGAGAUCAAAGUGAUGGCGGCAAUCCAGAUCAUGUGUGCUGUGAUGGUGUUGGCUCUUGGAAUCAUUUUGGCAUCUGUCCCCUCCGACACAAAUUUUACCUCAGUGUUUUCAGCCCUUUUAAAAUCUGGUUACCCAUUUAUAGGAGCUUUGUGUUUUGUCAUCUCUGGAAUUCUGUCUCUUAUCACAGAGAAAAAGAUGACUAAGCCUUUGGUUCACAGCAGCCUAGCCCUGAGCAUCCUGAGUGUUCUCUCUGCUCUUACAGGCAUCAUUAUCCUCUCUGUCAGUCUGGCUACUUUAGAGCCUGCCUUGCAGCAAUGUAAGCUGGCUCAACAACUAGCCACAACCCCACAUUAUUAUCAUUUCUUUCGUCCUUUGCCAUCAAACAAGAACUGCUUCAUAGCCAAGGCUGCUCUGACUGGAGUCUUUUCACUGAUGCUGAUCAGCAGUGUGUUGGAGCUUGGCCUGGGUAUCCUCAUUGCCAUACUGCGGUGGAAACAGAGUCGCUCUGCUUUCUCUGGGAAUGUGGUUUUCUUAUCUCAGGACUCAAAGAACAAAUCCAGUAUGUCUUCAGAGUCCCUUUGUAACCCUGCAUAUGAGAAACUACUGACUUCAUAAAAAUUAAGUAGAAAUUAUAUAGCAGAAUAUCAGUCUUUAACACAAUUUUAAAAAGCCAUUAAUUGUGUGACAGCAAUGCUUAAUAUCUUAAAAUGUGUGUGUGUGUGUGUGUGUGUGUGUGUGUGUGUAUUAGUUAAUAAGCAACAAUGAAAACAUGUUCACUGGCUGGGUUCAGUAGAAUGCUCUUGAUUUUGCUUCAGCCAAAGCAUAGACCUGUAAAUUCCAAUUUAUGUAGUGGUCAAAGAGCCCCAGAAGUUUCUCAAAAAACUAGAAGAAUGUUUCAUAGGCUCAGAGUGGAGCAAAUGGGCUACAUUUCUUCUUAUCCUUUGCCCUUGGCUGCAGGAGGUACUGGUUAGCGCCUGAGAUCUUAUUCUGGUUCUGUGGCAUGGGACUUUAUGGUGUCCAUUGUAUUCAUAAGUUCAUGAAGACAAGUCACCUGUUAUGAAAUCCCAAAGAGCAUACAAGAUAUUGGCCUCCAUAGAAAGUCCUUAUGUAAACCCAUAUUUUAUUUGUAUAGUUUUGUUUUUGCAUUUAAGCACAUGGCAUAUCACUUGACAUAGACAUGUCAAGAUGAAGUUCCUUACUUACGUCCUAAGUGCAACCAAAAGUUUCACAGAAAAUCUAACCAAGAAUACUCAACAUUUACUAAGAGGUUAUCUCUAUCUG